AGCUGCCGCUUUCCUCGAGACCUUAGAGAUGUCCACAGAGACUGAAGCCAUGUGGAAGAGUCUGAGUAAACUUACACUGGAGGCCAAACACCUGCAUAUAGCCGAGAGGUGUUUCUCAGCUCUGGGUGACGUCUCUAAGGCAAAAUUUCUACGUGAGACAAAUGAGAUCGCUGACCAGACAGCCGGGGAAUAUGGUGGUGAUAUCUCAAGGAAUUACAAGUUGCAGGCUCGGCUCGCCAUGCUGGACCGCGACUACAAACUGGCAGAGAUGAUCUUCCUGGAACAGAAUGCGGUGACAGAAGCCAUCAUGAUGUACCAGGAGCUGCACAUGUGGGAUGAAUGUAUCGCUAUAGCAGAGUCCAAGGGUCAUCCAGAGCUGGAGAUCCUGAAGCGCAGUUACCUGCAGUACCUGGCGGACAGUCAUCAGGAGGAGCGAGCGGGAGAGGUGCGGGAGCAGGAGGGCGAUUAUGUUGCUGCGGUUAAUCUCUACCUCCGCUCAGGACUCCCGGCCAAAGCCGCCAGAUUGUGUAUGAGCCGAGAACAGCUGCUACUGGACACAGAGCUGAUCGGGAGGGUCACCGCCGCCCUCAUUAAGGGGGAGUUCUAUGAGCGAGCCGGAGAUCUUUUAGAGAAAAUUAACAAUUCCCGUCGGGCUCUGGAAUGCUACUGCAAGGGCUUUGCUUUCCGUAAAGCGGUGGAGCUCGCCCGGGUGGCCUCUCCUGCGGAGGUGGUGAAUCUGGAGGAAGCCUGGGGAGAUCAUCUGGUGCAGCAGAAGCAGCUGGACGCCGCCAUUAAUCACUACAUAGAGGCUGGGUGCUCGGUUAAGGCCAUAGAAGCGGCCAUAGGUGCUCGGCAGUGGAAGAAGGCCACCCACAUCCUGGAGCUGCAGGAGCCGCGGACGGCCGGUGACUACUACAUGAAGAUCGCGCAGCACUACAGCUCCAUCCAGGAGUACGAGCUUGCGGAGCAGCUCUACAUCAAGGCCGGGAGGAGCAAGGAGGCCAUAGACAUGUACACACAGGCCGGCCGCUGGGAGCAGGCGCACGCGCUGGCCGUGAAGUGUAUGGACCCAGGAGACGUGUCCGUCCUAUAUAUCACCCAGGCCAAAGAGCAGGAGAAACAGGGUCACUACCGGGAGGCCGAGAGAUUAUAUAUCACAGUAGAUGAACCUGAUCUCGCUAUCGCCAUGUACAAGAGACACAAUUUACAUGAAGACAUGAUCCGCCUGGUCACAAAGUAUCACCCGGAUCUCCUGAUGGACACCCACCUGCACCUGGGCAAGGAGCUGGAGGCCGGGGGACGUCUGCGGGAGGCUGAGUACCAUUACCUGAAGGCCAAGGACUGGAAAUCGUCAGUGACCAUGUACAGGACGGCUGGGAUGUGGGAGGAGGCCCAUCGGGUGGCAAAAGCACAUGGAGGGGCCAACGCUUAUAAACAUGUGACCUACCACUGGGCAAAGAGCUUAGGAGGAGAGGCAGCAGCAAAGCUACUCACCAAGUUUAGCCUCCUGGAGACCGCUAUCGAUCACGCCACCGAGAACUGUACGUUCGAUUUUGCGUUUGAGCUGGCCCGUCUGGCGAUGAAAGAUAAACUCCCAGAAAUCCACCUGAAGUACGCCAUGUUCCUAGAGGACGAGGGAAAAUUUACAGAAGCUGAAGGUGAAUUUGUUAAAGCUGGAAAACCUAAGGAAGCCGUUCUAAUGUAUGUCCACAACCAGGACUGGGACGCGGCUCAGAGAGUGGCAGAGCUGUACGACACGGACAGUGUGGGGGAUGUUCUGGCCGGCCAGGCUCGCUUUGCCUUUGAACAGAAGGAUUAUCAGAAGGCAGAGGCGUUUCUGCUGCGUGCACAGAGACCUGAGCUUGCAGUGAAGUAUUAUAAGGAAGCCGGCAUGUGGAGCGAUGCCAUCCGGAUCUGCAAGGAGUACGUCCCUGGCCUUCUGGAGCAGCUGCAGCAAGAGUACGAGAGGGAGGGAGUGAAGAGAGGAGCCAGAGGAGCCGAGGCUUUACUGGAGCAGGCCCGGGAGUGGGAGCAAGCUGGGGAAUAUGCCAGAGCCGUGGACUGCUACCUGAAGGUGAAGGACCUGGACAGCACAGACGUCAUGGAGAAAUGCUGGAUGAAGGCUGCAGAGUUAUCCAUCAAGUUCCUGGCUCCCAGCAGAAGUCUGGAGGUUGUCCAUGUUGUUGGCCCUAAAUUGGCGUCUGCUGGAAAAUACAAUGCGGCGGCAGAGCUGUAUCUGAACAUGGACCUAAUUAAGGAAGCCAUAGACGCCUUUAUAGAUGGUGAAGAGUGGAACAAAGCCAAGAGAGUGGCCAAGGAGCUGGACUCCAGGUAUGAGCAGUACGUAGAUGAGAGAUAUAAGGAUUACCUGAAGAAUCAGGGGAAAGUGGACUCGCUUGUUGGGGUUGAUGUCAUGGCCGCUCUAGAUAUGUAUUCUGACCGCGGGCAGUGGGAGAAGUGCAUAGAGAUCGCUGGGAAGCAGAAUUACAAGGUCCUCCACAAAUACCUGGCGCUGUUUGCUACACAUCUCAUCAAAGACGAAAACUGGGAGAAGGCCCUCGCCUUGUACAUGCAGCACGGGGCCCCCGCCAAUGCCCAGAAUUUUAACAUUUAUAAACGUAUCUUCAUGGAAAUGGUGAACAGUGAGGGAAUGAACUGUGCAGAGUCAUACCACUUCUGGGCUAACCUCAGGGACAUGCUUUACAACCUGUGCGAGAAUCUGGUGAAAUCCAGUGAGGUGAAUUCUCCGGCCCACCAGGAGUUUGAGCAGAUGAUGCUGAUCGCUCACUACUGCGCCACCCGUUCUGCGUUCCAAGGAGUCCCCCAGCUGGAUGUUGUCGCUGCUAAACUCUGUGUCUCCUUGUUGCGGCACACGGAUCUGCUUCCUGCAGACAAGGCUUUCUAUGAGGCAGGAAUGGCUGCUAAGAUGAUGGGAUGGGAAAACUCGGCCUUCAUCUUCUUGAACAGAUUUCUGGACUUGGUAGAUGCCAUUGAGGAGGGAAAUCUGGAUGCUCUUGACCACACAGAUUUUCAGUCUACAGAUAUUCCCUUUGAAGUUCCGCUCCCUGCAAAGCAGCACAUUCCGGUGGAGAAGCGAGAGGAAGUGAGAGAAUGGGUGCUGGCAGUGUCUAUGGACCAGCGGGUGGAGCAAGUCCUUCCGGUUGAUGAGCGGGGCAUCUACGAGGCAUCGUUGGUGGCAGUGAACAGCGGUGUCCGCUCCCUCCCUUGUGUGAUCUCAGGGUAUCCCGUCCUCCGAAACAAGAUUGAGUUCAAACAGCCGGGCAGAGCAGCCAACAAAGACGACUGGAAUAAAUUCCUCAUGGCCAUUAAGACCAGCCACAGCCCGGAGUGCCAGGAUGUGCUGAAGUUCAUCAGUCGCUGGUGCGGAGCUCUCCCCAACACCAGCUUCUCUUUCCAGUAAGAAGAUCGCAUGGAGUCCUGUAUCAAUAAAAUGCUGUAAAUACAA
Messenger RNA from Hyla sarda, 3466 nucleotides. RefSeq names its product intraflagellar transport protein 172 homolog. NCBI's taxonomy places the organism in Eukaryota, Metazoa, Chordata, Amphibia, Anura, Hylidae. Gene Ontology annotation, molecular function: protein binding. Gene Ontology annotation, biological process: intraciliary transport. The record is from RefSeq and is a predicted model, not a curated record. Gene Ontology annotation, cellular component: axoneme; ciliary basal body; intraciliary transport particle B.